AUGAUGCAUCUAUCGAGUGAAGUGAGUUCUACUACAAACGGGCUAGGGCACGAAGCGCCUUCCUCGAGCUACGGGAAUCCGUUAUCAAGUCAGCCCCUGACGGCUGAAUUACUUGCAGAGAGAACGUUGGAAGGCCUCCUUGCUGAUCAUCCGGGCGAGCUGGUUAAGACCGGUAGUCCACACGUGGUAUGUACAGUCCUGCCACCCCACUGGAGGUCUAACAAGACGCUACCCGUCGCAUUUAAAGUGGUCGCCCUCGGGGAUGUUGGGGACGGCACACUAGUCACAGUAAGAGCGGGCAACGACGAGAAUUGCUCCGCUGAACUAAGAAACUGUACAGCAGUGAUGAAGAACCAAGUCGCCAAGUUCAAUGAUCUGAGGUUCGUCGGAAGAAGUGGUAGAGGCAAAUCGUUUACCCUAACGAUAAUGCUGGCAACGUCACCCCCUCAAGUGGCAACGUAUCAGAAGGCGAUCAAGGUGACCGUGGAUGGACCAAGAGAACCGCGCUCAAAGACUCGUCAUCAUGGCUUCCAUCCUUUCCACUUUGGACCAAGAUUUGCCCCAGAUCCUCUUAUGGGAUCACUACCAUUUAAAUUAUCAGGUAUAGCCCAUCAAUUAGCAGGGCUGCCGGGCGGCGAGUGGGGCGCGCUCGCGCGUCACUACCCGCCGCCGUUACUGCCCUCACACGCGCAUUUCACGCCGCACGUGCUGCCGCCGGCACAUGCGCAGCAUCACACCGUACCACCGCCGACGCACGAAACUGAUUUAACAUCGGAUAACCAAACAACAAUGCACCCUCAUAGCACGACGAGCCCAGUUAACUCGAGGCCAAGUUCGCCACAAGAUGAUGACGAUAUAUCGGUGACCGCUUCAAGCAGUCCGCCUCCUGACGAUCGUCCAGGCGCUUUCACCUCAGUUACUAGGACUAGGAAACCUUUACAGCCGCUUCCAGCGCCUUCGAGUCUUUUCCACAGUGCUUUAGCGGCUCAACUCUUUCUCAAUUCUCCUCUUUUACCUACACCACCUGCCUGGCUUUACUCCCAAUUGUAUGGGGGAUAUGACUGGUGGCUCAGACCGCCACCUCCUCAAGAAGACUCAAGCUCUAGUCCCGAUAGAGAUAGAGAAGAAGCUGGUUCAACAGCUUCCAGUUCGACGAAGAAACGGCCCGCUUCACCAGAAUGGGCAGAUCAAGGAAUGAGAACUCGCAGCAAAUCCUUGAUAACUUCGGAACGAAGACCGGUUGAUGUAUGGCGCCCGUAU
Brenthis ino (lesser marbled fritillary) is the source of this 1260-nucleotide messenger RNA. The record is from the annotation of a GenBank genome assembly. NCBI's taxonomy places the organism in Eukaryota, Metazoa, Arthropoda, Insecta, Lepidoptera, Nymphalidae.